CGCUGCAGGAGCUUCAUUCGUAAACACAGCUCUCCAUCAUGACGUCACAUCCUCUCUUUAAAUACAUCUUCUUCUUCUUCUGUCUCCGUCUCUCAGGGCCGGGUACCUCCCACAGGGCGUUCCCUUGCAGCUGAUUGGCUACCUCCCAGAGGAGCCGUCCUUCCUGCCGUGGCACGCCGCCAGCCGAGCGCUCUACCAGCUGGACAAACUGCUGGACCGCACAGACGAAUACAGCCUGUUCAGUGACUACGUGCUGAAGCAGGUUGCGUCCCGCUACCAUCAGAUGGGUUGGCCGACAAACGUCCCGGGCAGUGAGGGGAACAUCCUGCAGGCGUCCUACCAGACGGAGGAGCUGCAGAGGGAGCUCAUCAUGUUAGCCUGCAGCUUCGGGAACAAGCAGUGUCACCGGCAGGCCGUCGCCUACAUCUCUGACUGGAUCUCCAGCAACAAGAACAGGAUCCCACCCAACAUCAGAGACAUCGUGUACUGCACCGGGGUCAGCCUCAUGGACGAGGACGUGUGGGAGUUCAUCUGGAUGAAGUUCCACUCAACCAACGCCGUCUCUGAGAAGAAGAUCCUGCUGGAGGCUCUGACCUGCUCCGACAACAUCUUCCUCCUCAACAGGUUACUGAACCUGUCUCUGACCUCUGACCUGGUCCCUGAGCAGGACGUUAUCGACGUCAUCAUCCACGUAGGAAGGAACCCGCAGGGUCGAAACCUCGCCUGGAAGUACUUCAGAGAAAAGUGGGAGGUCCUGAACGCACGGUACGGUGAGGCUUUGUUCAUGAACUCAAAGCUCAUCGGAGGCGUCACAGAGUUCCUCAACACCGACAAAGAACUCACUGAGUUGAAGGAGUUCAUCCAGUCCAGCGGUGUGGGGGCGGGGCCUGCGUGGCCGCGGGCGCUAGAGAUCGUGGAGGGCAACGUGCGCUGGCACCGCCUCCACCGGCGGCAGUUCUUCCAGUGGCUGCGCAAACCUCCCAACCUCGCCCUCGGCUAACGCCGCGCCAGCUAGCGAAGCUGAAGAGACUGCAAACUGGCUGCUAAGCUAACGCUAACGCAGUGCUAGCUUACAGAUGCAGUCAGAGUGAAACAGAGGGACUGACGUGACGGAUCAUUUAGCGGUUUCUCUUCUGUUCUUUUUAUUUGCUUUUAAAGAAUUAAGUUUUCUAACGCUUUGUUUGAAAUGUUCGUGUGGCUGAUGCUGUUCAACGGUUUCUGUGAACUGACCAGUUUAACUGACAAGAGAGACGUUAGCAAACGAGCUAAGAGAUGCUAAAACAGUCAUAGCUAGCUAACGUUGACCUUUUGUUUAUCAAAUCGGCAAAGUAACGAUUGGUUCAAUUCCUCCUCAAUGUAAAAACACAACUUUUACUUUGUUUGCUUUUUAAAUUCUUUCUUCUAAACCCGUUUAGAAUUUAAAGUUUUCUGAGCUCUCCUGACGUAAAGACAGAAACACGAUCAUUACUUAUGCUAUGCUACAUUAGCUUUGAUGUAGAAACAACUGAAGCAAAUGUUAACACAGACUUAUGACUGUCUUCAUGGAUCAAGUUAAAACCCAAUCAUCCAGUGAAUCCUCUGACCUCACUAAAGCCUGAUUUAUACUUCUGCAUCAAAUCAACGGCGUUCCCUACGCCGGGGGUCCAAGUAGCUCCCGUACCCACGCAGAGGUCUACACACCUAGCUGACCUGCACCUCCUCCAAAAUGUAACUACGCAUAGAAUCAAUGUGGACCACAAGCCCUGUGAUUGGUCCACUCGGCAGCAUUGUGUUUCCUGCAUUUACAGCACUUCCUGGAUCCCCGCUCAUCGUCCGUGUAUUUCCUCUCCUCCUCUCUGUUCUUCAUGUCAUCAUGUCUGUAUGAUAAACAGCAACAUGUGUCAGCUGGAGAUUAACAGAACUCUGAAACUCUGAGGAAAAGGAAACAGAGAUCGUAGCGGGACCGGAAGCAGGCGACCGGCUAUCAAUCAAUCAAUCAAUCAAUCAACCAAUCAAUCAACCUUUAUUUAUAUAGCGCCAAAUCACAACAAAUGUUAUCUCAAGAUGCUUUUACAAACAGAGCAGGUCUAGACCACUCUAUGUCAAAUUAUGAACAGAGACCCAACACCAAGACAGGAUCAGACUCAGUCUGACCCCACCUUAAUCCACCAUGAGCAUUACACCUCACAGUAUUUAGCUAGUUACAGCAGAGAGGACAAACUUCCUUUAACAGGCAGAAACCUCCAGCAGGACCAGACUCAUGUUAGACACACAUCUGCUGAGACCGUGUUGGAGAGAGGGAUAGAGGGAGAUGAAGAGAGAGAGAGAUGAUAGUGAUGAGACGAGUAGUAGAGGCUGUUGCCGCUGGAGUCCAGAACGUCCGCAGCAGGAGGAACCUACGAGACAAGGGAGCUCAGGGACUCCAGAAAGGUCUAUGGUUAGUAACUAUCAGAGAGACCACACUGCCCUCAAGUGUUCAGGAGGAGAAUUGCUGCACGACAUGGACACAUUGACGCACAAGUAUGAGGAGCUCAUGUCCGUGUAAGCCUCUGCUGCGUAGGGGAGACACAGAAGUAUAAAUCAGGCUUAAAGUUGAAAUAAAUCUGACUCUGCAGAGUUUGUUUGUCCAAAGAUGAGUCUCUUGUUUGGGCUCUCAGCUCAGACGCCUCUCUAACCACCACAUAUCCUAACAGUUGAAAUGAGAGCAUGCUGUUAUUGCUGCGAACAGUAAACAGCAGCUUCCCCAGCAGCCGGCCGUCUGCACGUCGAUCACUGAGCAGAGCUGUAAUUAACACGACAUGGACUCACUGUCCUCUGAUCACGGCGCUCACAGGACUCAUUCUCACUCAUUAACUCCACGGCGCUCAGACUGCUUUCACUCUAAUUCUAAAGCUUUUAUAUUUUAAAGAUCAAAACUUCCACAGUUUGAAAAUGUCCUUGUUUUUGUUUUUUGGAGCCUUUGUUGAAGCCGUCUUUUGGUUUUGUACUUUGAAUAUAAAAGCUCAAAAAGACUUCAAAGUUUGGCUCUGAAGCGCGUGGAAGACGAGUUUCCCCCUGAACACGGUGAUAAAUGUUCUCUUUGGGUUUGAACCUGCAGAAUUAAAAAGCUUUCAACUGUUUAAAGAAGGAAAACUAACAAGACAAAGUUAGAGUGGGAUGAAACGGACCACUCAUUAGAAUUCAAUUUGACUUUUAGUGGAAAAAAGUAGAAUUUAAGCUUUUAGAAGCCCAUUCUGAAAAUAUUCAACGACUUUAACUUUGAAAGUUUUGUUUAAAAACCUCAACAGAAGAAUAUUAAAUUAAUUUAAGACCUAUUUUUAUUUUAAAUCACAAUGAAGCACACCUCACAGGUGAAAGGCAUUUACAAAAUAUUAAAUACAAGUGAAAUGGUUCAACCUUUAAUCAACAGAAAAUGUUAAAAAAUGACGUUGAAAACAUUAACGGACAAAAACGUCUUUCUUGUUUUAUUCUAAGAGACAUUUUCUUCCCUUUCAGUCACUUUAAUAUUAAAAGACAUAAAAAACACGAGUUACAUGAUGUCGGCCAACAACCUUUGAUUUUUGUACAUUUUAAAAGGCGAAAUGCAAUUUUAGGAAACUAUGAAAUUCACAUAAAUUAAUUGCAAAUAAACAAAUUUUUUUUGGUGAAAUUUGAAGCAAAUAUUCAAAUUUUUUUGGACAACCCCAUAUACAAAUAAAAUAAUACAAAUUUUAAUUAUGGAGCACUUUUUAGAAACGCCAGGUUACAAAGUGUUUUACAUUGAAAGCAAAAUAAAAGGAUCAGGUCAAAAAAUCCCACAAGGCAAAUUAAAGAAAUAAAACAGAUUUUAAAAAGACCUAAAAAACAUGAGUUACAUGAUGUCGGCCAACAAGCUUUGAUUUUUGUACAUUUUAAAAGGCGAAAUACGAUUUUAGGGAAACUAUGAUAACUCACAAUUUUGCCCAAAAGUUCACAUACAUUUAUUGCAAAUCAACAAAGAUUUGUUUGUGAAAUUUGAAGCAGAUCUUCCUGUUUUGUACACAAUCCAUAUUCAAUUAAAAUAACAAUAAUAAUAAUUUUUAUUUCAAACACACUUUUUAAAAGCCACGUUAUAAAGUGCAGCAAAAUAAAAGAAGCAGGACAUAAAAUCACACGAGGCAAAUAAAAAAAUAAUUAAAAGACAUAAAAAUCCCCUAAAAGAACUUUAAAGGAAUACAAUUAUUUUAAUAUAUACAGUUGUGCUCAUAAGUUUACCCCGGCAGAAUUUGUGAUUUUUUUUGGCCAUUUUUCAGAGAAUAUUAAUGAUUAGAGAAAACAUUUAUUUUCACUCAUGGUGAAACUGAGGCUACCCAAGAAACCAGACAUCCUCCCAGGGUAUGUAAACUUAUGAACACAACUGUAUAUAGAUUGUUUUUUGUUAAAUCAAGUAAAUCAGUUUAAAGUUCAGGUGAAAUCAGGAGACUCUGCAGACCUGAUCCUCUUCCAAAAACUAAAUUUAAAAACAAAACAUAUUGUGACAGAAAUCAAAGAACGUUCUGUUUUAGUGAUGAUUGAAAACGUGAGGAUACUUUUUCCAAAGUAAUCAGGAGACUAUGAAACCUACAAAUAUUAAAUCACCACCAUGACGACCUCUGACUGACUUUAAAACCUCCGACCUGAUAAAAACUCGACUCUGUGGUUCCACAAAGCACAAACCAGGAAGUUGUCGGACGAAGCACAUCGGUCUCCGGACAGAAGCAACACUGAGUUUCUUUUUCAGCCAAUCAGGGGUCGGCUUAAUCGACCCUUUCUCCAGCCUCAGAGGGAAACACAGACGUGUGGAAGUGGAGGUUAAUGAAACUGGGGCGAGGACGUAGGUUGAAAGACUCUCCAGCUUGUCUUCGUAUGCAGACGAUGUGGCUUUCUAUGUUGGGAGUUAAAGGUUUCCAUCAGGAGUUUGAAACGCGAUGGAUACUUCAGUGAGGCGGACUUUCAGGCGUGAUGGAGUUUAAAGACUCGUGUGAAAGUUUGUAAAUCCACCAGCCUGCAAAUUCAGAUUCUCUGAGAGUCUGAUGGACGUUGUGGCUCUGUGUUUCCUGUGAUGAGAUGGAUACUAGAAGUGUUAGAAAUAUAAUAUUUACCUCCUUGAGCCUGGAAUCAUCCACCCUAUCGUAACGACAGAAAGCAUGACGGACUCUGUGGAUGGACGUAUUUCCUGUCGGCGUGGAUUGUACAGUUUAACGGUUUAAUGGUUCCUGAAGCUCCAAGGACUCUGAGACUUUAUGGGAUUUCCAUGGUUUGGCCUGCUUGCCCUCCAGUUUGCAACUUGAUGCUUUACCCAGGAGCCGGCAGAGAACACGGAGCUGGACGUACCUCGAUGUGUUUUCUGAGGAAGGUCUCCAGAGUCCGGAUGAAUCCUCUGAGAGUUUUUGGAUAAAGGGACUUGAAAUGAACUCGUGGUUAAAGUCUGGUGUGGCGUCCUGAACCUCCGUCCUGUUGAACAGACUCUUUGAAGUUAUUCCUCCUCUGUUAGAUCCGGCUUUGGUGUUAUUAAUUGAGCCAUAUAUGAAUUAAUGGGACUGCCUGCUUCUAUACACUGUGUGUCCAGUGAUGUGUGCGUGUGUGUGUGUGUGUGUGCGUGCGUGUGUGAUGAAGACGAUGAUGAAGAGCAGCAGCGGAGUGUGCUGCGUCGUCACGGUGAUUGAAAUGAUGAUGAUUAAAAUGAUUAUGAUCCGAACUGAGAGCGACGACUGAUUCUUGCUGACAGUCGAGUCAGUGAUGCUAAAUGUUGAUGUGAAAAAGCUAAUUAGUAUUAUGAUGAUUAUUAUGCUAACUAUUCAGUGCAUUUUGAACCUGUAACGUCCUGUCAGGGAAAUUUGGUUUACAAACAUAAAGCACAGAAACACCCACUGUACAAUCAACACUGUAAAUCAGACAGAUACUGGAACCUUAAUGUGGAACAUGAAGAUGUUGAAACGGCGUUCAUAAUGGUUAUGAUCAUAAAGAUGGUGAUGAUGAUGAUGAUGAUGACUUUGGACCAAAAUGUGUUGGAAUCAGAAAGUGGCAGAGCAGAAUGAACUCCUACUUCCUGUUUUCUCUGGUGUGGCUUCCUGUACUUUCUGAUCGGGUGAUAUUAAAAUGGUAAACCUGU
This is a messenger RNA of Notolabrus celidotus (New Zealand spotty), 6088 nucleotides long. RefSeq names its product thyrotropin-releasing hormone-degrading ectoenzyme-like. The transcript is spliced from 7 exons. The record is from RefSeq and is a predicted model, not a curated record. Gene Ontology annotation, molecular function: peptide binding; zinc ion binding; metalloaminopeptidase activity. Gene Ontology annotation, biological process: proteolysis; peptide catabolic process. Gene Ontology annotation, cellular component: cytoplasm. Bases 284 to 1000 code for a protein of 238 amino acids. Lineage: Eukaryota; Metazoa; Chordata; Actinopteri; Labriformes; Labridae.